GCUCUCAUGGUCACGUGUCAUGAAUAUAAUCAACAGAUACACAGAACGUUCGCAAAUUCUUGAAUAAAAAAUAGGGAAGUAUUUUAUAAAAACUACGUGAUCUACUCCGUCAUAACCGCUCACAGCAAAAGAUAUCAUAAUCAACGAAAUGUAUGGAGAUCGGCUGUCUCUCUCGCUUGUCAUGUAAUUACUGGUGAUAUGAUCUGAAUCCCAUCUAUCGACCGACAUACACAAAGUUCUUAUUCAAUUCCAGCAAUUUGUGAAAAACUGGAGUUCCAGGAUUUUGAUCUGAACGAAUCAGUAAUUACAAUUGAUGAUUCAGAAUUUGUCAUGGUAGAUACCCUAUCAGGAACGACUUUCUUUCAGCUUGAUUUAUCAGUUACGAAGGCGAAGCUCAAAGAACAAAGUGGCUGGUUGUUUACCAAAGGUGACCCAUAUGCGAAAGUCGUUGUUGAUAAUCACCCUGCCAAGAAAACAGAAACCAUCAAAAAGACCUGGGAACCAGUAUGGAAUGAACAUUUCGUUGUACUGAUCACGCCGUACAGUAAAGUGGAUAUUGAAAUUUUGUGCAAAUUUCCAUUGAAAAGUGACGUAUCUGCUGGUAAAGUUUCCUUGAACAUCAACGAGUUGCUUCACGCCAAUAAUGGACAAUUCAAAAACCUGAACUUGGAACUGGAACUUACGAGUGGUAAAGGUUCAUCUGCCGUGACCACCGGACUGCUUGAUCUAACUCUUAAUGGACUUGAUAAUAUCAAUAUGGCGAACUAUCCGAUAGCUGGUCGAAGAGCCAAUGGUAGCGUGCCUUCUGCUGCAGCCAUGACUUCAUCCUCACCUGACUCUCGGCAAAGUAAUUCGAAUGGCCCUGUCCCGAGGCGACCUGCACCACCAAGGCCUCCUCGUGCAUCUCGUCCGAUGAGCAUGAAUGCCGACUCCUCUAGCAGUCCUGGUGCCGCAGGCUCAUCCCAGGGCGAUGAGCGACCGCCCCCGCUUCCAAAAAGAACCAGUAUGCCGGUAAUACCCGCCAUUCCACCUCCUCCAACGCGAACUAAUGGGAAUACACCAUCAAGAAGGGAGUCUGGAUCCAGGGUUACGCCGUCAAGAGAUAAUCUCGCGACACAGGGUCGAAGUCAACAGUCAAUUACACCAACCGCUUCAACUUCCACUCCUUCUGGCACUACAAGAGAGAACAGCACUACAUCCUUGAACACCACCGGCACACCACCGUUUGGGGCAAACAGGCCCCUACCUCCCGUCCCCACGGGGACCACACAAAGCUCUGCGUCACCACCUACUAAUGCCAACAGACCGGCUUACUCUCAAAACGCACAGCCAAAUAACCUUGUGAAUGGCACCGCGAAUUCCAAUCCGGCUGCUGGAACUCCAUCUUCUACUCCUCAUUCUGCACCGGCUCGUCCUGCGGCCAACGAAGUGCCCCUUCCUGCUGGCUGGGAACAACGCGUCGAUCCUCACGGUAGAGUUUAUUAUGUUGAUCAUAACACUCGCACGACGGCCUGGGAACGACCUCAACCAUUGCCUAGCGGCUGGGAACGACGAACUGACGAGCGUGGCCGAACGUAUUACGUCGAUCACAAUACGCGCACGACGACAUGGCAACGGCCGACGCUGGAAACGGUCAGAAACUUCGAGCAUUUUCAAAAUCAACGCUCACAGUGGCAAAAUGAAAGAACACAUUUUCAACAACGUUUCUUAUUGCCACAAAAUUCCGCGGCUCCUGCACCAGAUGAUCCCCUCGGCCCAUUACCACAUGGCUGGGAAAAGAGAACGGAACAAAACGGUCGUGUGUAUUUUGUGAACCAUACAACUCGAAAAACACAAUGGGAAGAUCCUAGAAUGAUGAAGCUUUCUAUCCAAGAAAAGUCUCUUCCUCCAGGAUGGGAAAUGCGAUUUACGAACGAAGGCAUUCCUUACUUUGUCGAUCACACCACUAAAACGACGACGUUUAACGAUCCGCGUACGGGAAAAAACGUUGGAGGGCCAGCAAUGGCUUACGAGCGAAGCUUCCGUUGGAAAAUUACUCAAUUUCGAUAUCUUUGCCAGGCGAAUUCACUGCCAAGUCACGUAAAGCUUGGAAUAACGAGAAACAAUUUGUUUGAAGAGUCUUUUCAACAGGUGAUGCGUUAUCAGCCACAUGAUUUACGACGUCGUCUUUACAUCACGUUCAAGGGUGAAGAAGGUCUUGACUACGGCGGUGUUGCCAGGGAAUGGUUCUUCCUUCUUUCUCACGAGAUCCUUAAUCCAAUGUAUUGUUUGUUUGAGUACACCAGCGACAAUACGUACAAUCUUCAAAUUAAUCCAGCGUCAGGUGUCAAUCCAGAUCAUUUAGCGUAUUUCCGAUUUAUUGGAAGAAUAGUUGCUAUGGCACUCUUUCACGGGAAAUUCAUCGACCGUGGCUUCACCUUGCCGUUCUACAAAAGAAUUUUGAACAAAAAGUUGGUGAUGAAAGAUUUAGAGACAAUCGAUCCAGAAUUUUAUAACUCCCUCGUGUGGAUAAAGGAAAACGACAUUGAUGAAAUUGAUAUGGAAAUGUUUUUCUGCACCGAUCAAGAGAUUCUCGGGGAGAUAUCGACGCACGAUCUCAAGCCGGGCGGUUCCGAAAUUCAAGUUACGGAAGAAAAUAAAGAAGAAUAUAUUAGUUUAAUGACUGAAUGGCGUUUGAAUCGCGGAAUUCAGGAUCAAACGAAGGCCUUUUUAGAUGGUUUCAACAAUGUCGUUCCUCUUUACUGGCUUUCGUACUUCGAUGAAAAAGAACUUGAGUUGAUGCUCUGUGGAAUGCAAGAGGUUGAUGUCGAUGAUUGGCAGAGGAAUACGGUUUAUCGUCACUAUACGAGAAAUAGCCGACAGGUCAUCUGGUUUUGGCAGGCCGUAAAGUCGUUUGACAACGAGAAGCGAACGCGUCUUCUCCAGUUUGUAACUGGAACUUGUCGUUUGCCUGUUGGCGGUUUCAACGAAUUGAUGGGGAGUAACGGUCCUCAGAAAUUUUGCAUUGAAAGAGUCGGCAAAGAGACCUGGUUGCCUCGGAGUCAUACGUGUUUCAAUCGACUGGAUCUUCCUCCAUACAAGAGUUACGACCAGCUUAUAGAAAAGUUGACGUUUGCUAUCGAGGAAACCGAAGGUUUCUCACAAGAGUAGAACUAGUGCUCUACGCGUGAGAAAAUGAAAUCGAAUGGCCUAAAGUAAUUAGCGUUAGUUUUUUAAAUGUAUUGUCGCAUACGUUUCCCGCUCUCGUUUACUAAAUGCAAAAAAUAUGUUGGGUUUGUUUAUGCGAACAAUAAUACGAGGUAGGAAUUGAAAUUGAAAGUAUAAAGGAAUUUUGAUGUUUCGUCCUCGAAAGUUCUAUCGGGGAGCUCUUAAAGUGCUGUUGUAAGUGCUUAUCACGCCAAAAUGUGCUUUUCUCAGAGAACCAUUUAAAUUGUAGGCAACAACUUCGGGCGGUCGUAUCGUAUAUGAAUAACUUAUUGAACUUGUUAAACUCCGCCAUAUUGAUCGCAGCGUUUUUGCGCGGGAACGAGGCGGCAAGUUAUUUUACUUGGCAAACAUCGAAUUAUGCUUAGAACGCAUUUUGGUGUGUUUUGCACUUGAAACCAUUUAUAGCAAGGCAUGCAAGCAAUGUGAACGGAUAAACUGCACCCACUCCUCCCAUCGUACAUUCAUUCGUGUUUACGUUCCGCCGCCGCCGCCCCUGCCAUGGUCUUUUUAAGGUUGUAAAGUUUUGAUGCAGGUUGAUGAUGUGAUGAAAACAGCCGAUAAACCGUUUGCGUUGCUUGUUUGUCGUUCUCGCCCUCAAAUAAUCUUAAAUAAAGAAAUUUCAACGUUUGCUGUAUGUAAAAUGUAGACAUUUAUACUUUAAGAAGUUUGUAUUUAGUGAAAUAUCGUUGCACAACCAAUAUGUAAUUAUCAUGUUUUAAUACAAGGGACAAUCAUUUAA
Molecule: messenger RNA, 3946 nt
Organism: Xenia sp. Carnegie-2017
Lineage: Eukaryota; Metazoa; Cnidaria; Anthozoa; Malacalcyonacea; Xeniidae
Product: NEDD4-like E3 ubiquitin-protein ligase WWP2
Exons: 28
Coding region: 331-3150 (939 amino acids)
Biological process (GO): ubiquitin-dependent protein catabolic process
Molecular function (GO): ubiquitin protein ligase activity; protein binding
Source: RefSeq, a predicted model, not a curated record